Messenger RNA from Balaenoptera musculus (blue whale), 2878 nucleotides. It is a transcript of the gene AQP7, whose product is annotated as aquaporin 7. Gene Ontology annotation, molecular function: water channel activity; urea transmembrane transporter activity; glycerol channel activity. The transcript is spliced from 7 exons. Lineage: Eukaryota; Metazoa; Chordata; Mammalia; Artiodactyla; Balaenopteridae. Gene Ontology annotation, biological process: glycerol transmembrane transport; water transport. The record is from RefSeq and is a predicted model, not a curated record. Gene Ontology annotation, cellular component: plasma membrane; basolateral plasma membrane. The coding region runs from base 204 to 1076 and encodes 290 amino acids.
UCGGGCCACCCCGAGGAGGGCCGAGAGGCGGGCUCUAGCCUGGGGACGCAGGGACAGCGGAGCCCUCGCAGGGGCUGCAGCCAGAGCCUGAGACAGUCACGGAGGAACAAGUUCAAGACCUGCUGUAACUGAGAGGCCCCCAAGGCAGACGCUGGGACGCAUAAGGCACUUCGGCAGACACCUAAAAAUCUCAAAGACAGAAUAUGACUCAGGCCGACAGGAAGAAGCGGUCUACCCGCAUGUCCAAGAUGGUCACACCGCCUGCGGUAACAAGGAUGAAAGCAGUACUGCAGAAGGAGAUGGUGCGCGAGUUCCUGGCCGAGUUCCUGAGCACGUUUGUCAUGAUGGUGUUUGGUCUCGGCGCCAUAGCCCACAUGGUUCUAGGAGACAAGAUGGGGAGCUACCUCGGUGUCAACUUGGGUUUUGGCUUCGGAGUCACCAUGGGAGUGCACAUGGCAGGGAACAUCUCCGGGGCCCAUAUGAACGCGGCCUUGACCUUCACCAACUGUGCACUAGGCCGCAUGUCCUGGAAGAAGUUUCCCGUGUAUGUUCUGGGUCAGUUCCUGGGUUCCUUCCUGGCUGCUGCCACCAUCUACUGCCUCUUCUACAGUGUUAGUGACAGGGAUGCUUCAGCUGUGUCUCUUAGCCAUCACGGACAAGGGGAACAACCCAGCACUGCAAGGGACACAGGCCUUGGUGAUCGGCAUCCUUGUUGUCAUCAUUGGAGCGUCCAUGGGCAUGAACUCAGGAUAUGCCAUCAACCCCUCCCGGGACCUGCCUCCACGCUUCUUCACCUCAUUGCUGGCUGGGGCACACAGGUCUUCAGCGCCAAGGACUGUGGUGGGUGCCAGUGGUGGCCCACCCCUGGGUGCCUACUUAGGUGCCAUCAUCUACUUGAUCUUCAUUGGCUCCAGCAUCCAACAGGAGCCCCAGAUACUGGAGAACUCCCUCGACGUAUGAAGACCGCAGAACCACCUGUGUUGCCCAAGACCAUGUCUCACCCAACCCAUGACCUCUUCCCUCACCCUGUCUCUGUGUCCCCGACAACAGACCUUCAAGUCCUGUCCCACCCUUAAGUGACCCCAUCUGCCUAGAGCACCUCUAAGUAAGACUAUUUGUGACCCCAUCCCCAUCCCAAUAAAGAAAGCCUUGUCCCACAGUGGCACCCCCGGUUCCUGGGUGCCUCCUGUGGUUGGGCUUCCCUCGUGGAUUCUUCCAGGAGCCCCAGGGUUAUGCCGUAGCCCAAGGCUGAGCAUAGAGCUGAGAGGCCUCCGACUCCUUCCGGCCCUGGGAGCUGGGUCGCCCCUGGGGAAGAAAGUGGAAGGGCCAACCUGUGGCCUCGGUAAGAACAGGAUCAGAUCACAGGACACCGGACACAGAACAAUGGACUUUCAGGCACAGGGUAGGAGGGGAUAGCUUGGGGGAAGGGACACCAGCUAGCAGGUGGGGGUCAGUUCUGGAUAUACCUUGAGUGCCCUGGGAUAGGACUCUACACUCUCCCUCAGUUCUGGCCAGUCCUUGGACCAGGCAAGGCAAGUCCCAAGUGUGUAGGUCAGAGUUUCUCAAUCCUGUUUUCAUUAUCGCCCCCUCAGGAGCCUUUUAGACAUUUCUUCCUUAAUCACACAGUAUUUUAAUACCACAGAUAUACUGUAUAUCUGUUUAUGUACUGUACAUAUAUCUUUGCUUUAUACAAAAAAAAAGUAAGAUUAAAAAAAUCUCUCCCUUCCAAGGAUCCAUUUUUUCUCCCAUGGGAGCAAAGUCUCCCCCACCCUUGAAAAUGCCUGAUGAAGACUGAAAGGAGGUAAGAGAUUGGGCUCCUCUUCCUUCUUCCUGAGGCCAGAGCUUUCCCACAGUAAGGAGUUCCAGAGUUGGAAAGGAAGAUGCAGAGAGGAAAAUCCUUCCAAAGGGCACAGGAAAUGGUCUCGUGGGGUGCAGGGGGACAGGUGCAGAGGUUGGGUGGCGGUGGGGCAGCCAGAGUCCACUGACCCCGGGGUGCAGAAUCAUCUGCCUUCUGGGACUCAGAAGGCAGCAUCACCCAUGGCUCCUGUCCACUGCUCGUGCAUUUAGCCUUCCAACAAUCAUGGAGCUCCUCCUGGGUGCAGGCCCUGGGGAUGAGGCUGGGUCUCUGCCUUCGAGGGGGGCAGCCCCUACUGGGGACAGGCAAUCACAAGGAAGGAGCUAAGUGGUGAAGAGGGGGCUCGUAGCCAGCCUCAGGAGGAGGACAGAGCAGAAUGGGGCUGGGGGUUGUCCUUCCUGGGGCUGGUUGCCACACUUUAAGGUAGGAGGAGACAGCGGGCAGAGGAGGCUGGGCUUUCUUCUGGAAGUGUGGGCAUGGCAAGAUGAGGUUUAGAAAGCCCACCUGAGCUGCAGUGUGCAGGAUGCUGGAAAACGGGGAGACUGGGGCCUGCAAGGGAGAGUGGUGUGAGGCUGCUCCAGAGGAGUGGCAGGGCAGCUGACAGGUCAGCGCUUGUGGGCAGAGAGGAGAGAAGGGAUUCGCCUAACACCAAGGAGGUAAAACCUGCAGAACCUGGGCUUGGACUGGAGGAAGGAGUGGGUGAGGAAGAGGCGGGGGCCAGGGCUCACUUCCAGUUUCUGGCUUGGGCCCAGGGCGUUGGAGACGUCCCCACUGAGCGUGGGGCGUGGGAGAGGAACUGGUGUGAAGAGGAAGAUGGUAAGUUAUAUCGUGGACACAUUGACUUUGAGGUGCCUAUGGGACUUGGGCAAGAGGUGUGCAGUCUUGGGCAAGUUACUCAGCCUCUCUGGGCCUCGGUUUUCUCAUUUGUAAAAUGGGUCUAAUAAUAUUACCUGCCAUUUGGGUUGAUGUGAAUAUUCAAUGAAAUAAAAUAUGUACAAUGCUGAGCAUAGUGCUUGGCACAGA